Molecule: messenger RNA, 1131 nt
Organism: Brassica napus (rape)
Lineage: Eukaryota; Viridiplantae; Streptophyta; Magnoliopsida; Brassicales; Brassicaceae
Product: auxin-responsive protein IAA29-like
Exons: 4
Coding region: 262-957 (231 amino acids)
Biological process (GO): regulation of DNA-templated transcription
Cellular component (GO): nucleus
Molecular function (GO): protein binding
Source: RefSeq, a predicted model, not a curated record
AAUACUUUGAUUGAUUACUUGUUUAGUUUAUGUAGCAUCGUGUUGCUUAAGAUACCAUAACACAUCCAUCGACAUCUAUAUUUGUGUGAGUACAUAUAUAUUGACGAUAAAGCCAUAUAUCCUUCCUUGACUUUGGUACCCUUUCCUUUUUACUAUAAAUAGGGAAUACUCAUGAUCCUCUAAUUAUGCACACAACCUUUUCCAAAGCCAAACAACAAAAGAACAUAAACUUUUUUCAUCAAAGACGAAGCUUCACCAGAAAUGGAGCUGGAUCUUGAUCUUUCUCUUUCACCUCAUACUAAUUCUUCAAAUUUCGGGUUAGGCUUCGAUCUCAACAAGCAUUUGAAUACCAAAGAAAAAAGUUUUGAUGCGAUGCUUGGGUUGGAAAAUAUGGAAGAAGAUUGUUAUGUAUCAAAACCACGUUCAUUUUCUUUGAAUGGCCAGUCAGACAAGGAAGAUGAUGAUCCUCUGGAGCCCGACUCUUCUGUUGUGUACGACGAGGAAGAGAACUGCAAAGUCGUUGGAUGGCCACCAAUAAAGUCAUGUAUGAAAAAGUAUCUUAAUUAUCGUCAUCGUAGUCGUAAUCACCCAUAUCACCAUCAUGGUAGGAGGAUCAACAUAUCUAAUCAACCGGCUACCAUUGAAAGAGGUGGGCCGUUAACCUCACUGAGAUCAUCAAUGUAUGUUAAGGUGAAGAUGGAUGGUGUCGCAAUAACAAGAAAGGUGGACAUCAAGCUUUUCAACUCUUACGAGUCUCUCACGAACUCCUUGAUCACCAUGUUUAGUCAAUACCAAGAUUGUGAUAGAGAAGAUACAAACUUCAAAUUUACCUUCCAAGGGAAAGAGGGUGACUGGUUAUUACCAGGGGAUGUUCCAUGGAAGAUCUUUGCUGAAUCUGUUCAUCGAAUAUCAAUAACUAGAGAUUGUCUGUGUCCAUAUACAAGACUUUUGUUUUAAUGAUAAGAAAAUAUUCAACUCGAGUACCAUCUAUCUGAUUAAAUUUCUACUCGAAUUCUUGUUAUGUAUUCUCCUUUAGUAUCCAGUUCAUUGGUUUAGGUAUUUUGUCACCUAUCAAGAAUCAUGGCUAAACAUGGACGGUAACAUAAAGAAAUUUCCUCUUUUUUGGACAAA